Messenger RNA from Lethenteron reissneri (Far Eastern brook lamprey), 504 nucleotides. RefSeq names its product gametocyte-specific factor 1-like. Lineage: Eukaryota; Metazoa; Chordata; Hyperoartia; Petromyzontiformes; Petromyzontidae. The record is from RefSeq and is a predicted model, not a curated record.
AUGGCCUUGGACAAGGAUGAGGUGCUGUCAUGCCCAUUCAACAAAAACCACAAAGUGCAUGUUUGCCGUUUUCCGUACCACAUCGUCAAGUGCCGUAAGAACUACCCAAUGCUGGCGAGGGAGAUGGCCACGUGUCCCUUCAAUGCGUGCCACAUCAUGCCGCGGUGCGAGCUGCAGCGCCACAUUUCCCGCUGCCCACAACGCAGCUACGUGGAACGCGAGCUGAGCCACGCCAUGAAACUAUCCAACGGCGGUGUGCCGAAGGUGCUGCCUACGCCACCGUGCCACUCGGCGCAAAUGGAGUGCACAGAGGACUGGGAUGUAGGUGGCAUGUCACCAGCCAUGAAGACGCUGUUUAAGAAGCAAUUGGGGGAUGCCAUGGACAGUGAUUGCAGCAUGGUGAAUAUCCGCAUCCCGUCUACGCUGCCAGACGUCCUCUCCGAGUGGAUGGAGGACUGUGCUGUUGGCGGCCACCCGAGCACGGGUCAAAGGAAGAAGCUGUGA